GCCCAGCGGGGUACUUAAACAGCUUCCGUAACGAGCGCCGUUUGGGGCGCACAUUAUGGCUACUUUGGUGGAGGACGCCAUGGAGAGCUACGUGUAUCCCUCUUACAACCCUUACUCCUACCGCUACCAGCCACCAAAGGGCAAAGGAGGACCAGGGCCUUGGAGGCAGCGGGGCGGCUACUUCUCCGGCUAUGGCGAGACAGCGGCAGUGGCGGCCGCGGCAGCUGAAUACUUCGACAACUACCAGCGGGCGCAGCUGAAAGCCAUCCUGUCACAGGUGAACCCCAACCUAACGCCGCGCUUGCGCAAAGCCAACACUAAGGAGGUGGGCGUGCAAGUUAACCCGCGCCAAGAUGUCUCCGUGCAGUGCUCGCUCGGGCCACGGCCGCUGCUCCUGCGCCGUCGAACCGCCAACGUCGAGCAGGAGCAAGGUAGCCCCGUCACCGGCAGCUCCCGGCCGGUGCGCUUCCCUAGGACCAUCGCCGUCUACUCGCCAGUGGCCUCCCGCCGCCUCACCACUUUUCUGGAGGAACCCGAGCCACAAACGCUGACGGCCUCGCCCCGGCCGCCACCAGCGUCCUCUCAGCCGCCAGAAGUCGACGAAGGAGCGGUCGGCGCCGUCGGCGCCAGUUGGAAAAACCCCGAGGAGAGCCCCGCCGAGGCGCAGGAACGGCGGCAGCCUCAGAAGGAAGAGGCUGCAGAAGGAAAAGAAGCCUCUCAAGGUGGGGAGGAACGGCCAGCGAAGUCUCGGGAGGCAACUGAGAAGGAGGAGGCUCUGCCAGAGGAGAAGCGGGAAGCCGAGGGCGAGCUCCAGGCCGCCGAAAAACCCGCGUCUCAGCAGCAAGCGCGGAAGGAAGCGGGGCAAAGUAAGACCCGCGUGCGCUUCCAGGUUCCUGUUCUUCAAGCCUGUGGGGAAGCUGCUGCCACCUGCUCCAAGUUCCUAGAGCAGAAGUAUGGCUAUUACCAUUGCAAGGACUGCAACAUCCGCUGGGAGAGUGCCUAUGUGUGGUGUGUGCAAGGCACAAACAAGGUUUACUUUAGGCAAUUCUGCCGAACUUGUCAGAAAUCCUACAAUCCUUACCGUGUGGAGGAUAUCACCUGUCAAAGCUGCAAGCAGACAAGGUGCACCUGCCCUGUGAAAUUGCGCCAUGUAGAUCCCAAGAGACCCCAUCGUCAGGAUCUCUGCGGAAGAUGCAAAGGCAAACGUCUCUCUUGUGAUAGUACAUUUAGUUUCAAAUAUAUAAUCUGAACAGGGUAAUAGUGAAAGAAGCCUAAAUAUAAAUUUGCAAGUUGCAGAGAUUUUGUUUGGAAGUAAUAAGCUGCAGCAAUGGAAAGCCUGCCAAUAAAGCUGUAGUAAAGCAAUUGUGAAGUCUAAUGCAACCUAAUGUCUACCUCAUUUGUUGUAAUUGUAUUAAGGGGAGGGAAUCUGCUUGGCAUACUGUGACGCAACUAGAUUUUCUUGUAUGGGACAAAGACUUGAAAAGCAAGUCAAGCAACUGGUAUUUUGGGGGGCUGGGGGGGGGAAUGAACCUGCCUGUCCAUCUACAUGGAUGUGUAGCAGUCUUCUUGCUUGUUACCCUCUUGCUAUGCAAUGCUGCUAUGCAGAACCUAAUGCACUUAGUGGCCGAAAACUGGGAAAUGCAAAUGUAUGCACUAGUUUCACAGUGACACUUGCCCUGCACAAAUGGGCAAAGAUAUGGAAAAUGGUUACAUUUGUAGAAAAGGCUAGGCCUGAAAGUCUAUGAUGUAAUUGAUACGGAACGGGGUGGAGCAGCAAUGAAUUGCCUAAUGCCAGAAGUUGGUGGCAGAGAUUAAUUGUCCUUUAGAUUUGACCAGCUGAGGUGUAUUUUAAAGGUGUUGGGUAAAAACUAGACAGUUAUCCAGAGUCCAAGCUGUAUGCAUGACUGUAUACUUAUAGGCACAGUAGGUACAUUACUGGGUAUAAAGAGAACAUUAUCUCAAAAGCAAUGCCAGUUCAAAGGACUUUGUAGAUGAGUGGUAGGAUAUAUAUAAUGGCUGGCUAUCAUUCAAAGUUAAGACAAUCAAGAUUUCUUUGUCCCAAGCCAAAAUAGGGAAUGGCGUGCUUCUAAAUAUGAGGAGCUAUCUUGGUAAAUGUAUAAAUAAAGUGAACAUGAUGAUUUA
Molecule: messenger RNA, 2142 nt
Organism: Rhineura floridana
Lineage: Eukaryota; Metazoa; Chordata; Lepidosauria; Squamata; Rhineuridae
Gene: ZAR1
Product: zygote arrest 1
Exons: 5
Coding region: 56-1249 (397 amino acids)
Biological process (GO): translation
Cellular component (GO): cytoplasm
Molecular function (GO): mRNA base-pairing post-transcriptional repressor activity
Source: RefSeq, a predicted model, not a curated record